UCAGCAGCUAGUACCGACCCACGUCAGACGAAAACAGUGAGAGAACGAGAGAGAGAGAGAGGGAGCACCCACACAGACACACACGGCUGUUCUUCUCCCUCUUCUCUGUGGGUAUUUUGUUUCGUACGCCAUGUUCGUCAUGAGAGCGGUGGUGGCGGCAGCGCUUGUGUUGUUGGGGUUGGUGGAUGCGUUCGUCAGCCCAUCUGCUUUCGUGAGGGCAACAGGAAGCAGCAGGGCAUGUGCUUCGGCAACAGCACGGGCAGCGGGUGCGAUGCGCAGCAGGCCGACCAUGAAAGUGAUCGAUAUUGGUUCGUUCGCCGAGCUCGACAAGCUCACCUCGGACAACAAGGACAAGCUGGUGGUUGUUGACUACUCUACCACCUGGUGCGGUCCCUGCAAGAUGAUCCUGCCCAAGUUCGAGAAGCUCGCAGAGCAGUACUCGGAUGCGGUCUUCGUAAAGGUGAUUGGGGACAGCACGAACGACGCGUCGCAGCUGAUGAAGAGGGAGGGAGUGCGGUCGGUACCUUCAUUCCACUUCUGGAAAGACGGGAAGAAGGUGGAAAAGGUGAACGGGGCAAACGAAGAGGCGCUCGAGCAGACCCUCCGCGACUUCCACUGAUUUUUUUCAUCUUGGAGGGGAGGGUUUCCGCUCAAGUAGGGAAGGAAGGACAGGCAGGGCCUUAAGGGCACGGGGAAUAGUCGUGGGGGGGCUAGGUGGGCGCAAAUUUCACCAGGAGGGGGGGAGGGGGAGGAAGCCGCUUGAUUUUUUUACUUAAAUUUAUCGUUGCUGCUGUAGUUUAGUGCUUGCGAGGGGCGUUGCUUCGUUUCCUCGGAGUAGGAGACGCCGAGGGAAUUAGUCGGUGGUGGCGUUUGUUGUCCGUUUUGCGGAGCUGGUUUGCUUGUUUGCGGGCGGCUCUCGCUGCGCGGCGGACUCUCUCGCGCCCUUCUCACGCGUGUUGGAUGUUGUUGUUGCAGUCCGUCGGAUGUGCUGAUGGCGAAAAUAGGGGGAGCCCUUCUUCGACAUAUUAUCAUUCGAUCCCUUUUGGUCGCAAGUCCGGCGAGUGCUGCUGCUGUAGUGCGUGUCUCCCUUAAUGUCCGCAGCGUUAGGGCUGGUUGCCGCGUACAGGCGAAACGGCCAACAGGCACUCUCUCGUCAUACAUAGCGCCGCUACAUACGUCCAUGCCCUUUCGGCCGGGUCCCAACAGCAGAAACUAGUACCUUUGGAGGGCAGGUACUCGGUUGGUGUUGGGUAGGGACAUACCCACACAGAGAAAUAAGUAGGGCUGCAGUCCCUCAUUCCGCGGCGCCCCGUCUGCGCUACUCACUUAUCACUGCGUCGGUAAGGUUCGCCAACAUAGGAACACUUUCUUGUGGGUCCAAGUCAAUGAGCCUCGGCCGCUUCGAGAGAGGGUAGGGUAUUGGUGUUUCAGGUUGAUUCUGGUGGGCGCUUUUUUCUUGUUCCUGGUUGGUUGCGAGCGUCUUGUGAUCGUACAAGGGCGGCUCGAAAACAGAAACUCAGUUGGCAUCGCAAAUGGAAGUGUGCCACCGAUAAGAGGGAGAGGGACAGGGAGACAUUAGAUAGAGUAACGGGAGAGAGAGAACAUUACCUAAAGCAACCGCCGUACAGGCGCUGGUAGAGAGACCCUCUGCGUUCUUAUUCGAAGGGUGCAGCUUUUGUUUGAUGGAGAGGGAGGGGGGGGGGGGGGGGGGGGGGGGGGGGGGAUCGUGACGUAAGGUGGGUAGAGUUGGUGUUUCCCGUGCAUACCGCAUGUAGAGAAGACAACGAAGAACCGCAUUCCGUAAAAACCCGCUGAUUGGGUGUAUUCGAGUUAGUUUACAUACCCCCCCUGGUGGUAUCCAGCUUUGACGCCAAAGUUGCGUCGGCGUAGAGUAGAGGGAGAGGGUGUGGGGGGUGCUGCUGCACAUGCGGCACCAUGUCUACUGUUGGCCACAGCACUUGAAGGAAGUUUACAGGCGGGUUUAGAAAUUUCUGAUUGUGUGGUCAAAGUGACGAUUGCGACAACAAGGAGGAGCUCCUCCAUGCGCAGUGUGUACAUGUUCUGGUUGGCCAAGCCCUUCGAGGCCGUGGAACUGGCGGGCAGAGAAAAAUGCUGACGAUGUGGUCAAGGUGGAGUCGGCGUGACGACUGCAGCAAGGAGCAGAACCAAGACGGUGUGGCAACUGCCAUCUCUCUUGUGUCUUGGCUCUCGGCCGCUGUGCGCUAUCUG
Molecule: messenger RNA, 2229 nt
Organism: Ectocarpus sp. CCAP 1310/34
Lineage: Eukaryota; Phaeophyceae; Ectocarpales; Ectocarpaceae
Source: the annotation of a GenBank genome assembly